This is a messenger RNA of Trichomonas vaginalis G3, 435 nucleotides long. RefSeq names its product organellar and viral DNA polymerase type B. The transcript has a single exon. The record is from RefSeq and is a predicted model, not a curated record. The coding region runs from base 1 to 435 and encodes 144 amino acids. NCBI's taxonomy places the organism in Eukaryota, Parabasalia, Trichomonadida, Trichomonadidae.
AUGAUUUCAACAAUAGGUUCUACAACACUUCAAACAACAACUUCACCAAACUCUUUAGUUAUGAAUCCAACAUCUAUGUUAGUAGAGAUGAAAAGCUUCAUUCCUUCUUCAUAUACUUUUGAGACAGAAAUACAAAGAAUUAAGCAAGAACUUUUAACAAGUAAUUUAGACUGUAGUGCGAAAGAUGAAACAAAUGAACAGUAUCUUUAUGACAUGCAGGACAUUAUUGACCAUUUACCCAAAUUGCCUGAAAUCCAACAACAAAAGCUCACUAUUCAUGAAUUCGAUGAAAUAGAAGUGAAACCAACUGACUCAGUAGAAAUAAAGAAGUUCAUACGUAAAGUAAACUAUGAGUUUCUAGGAUAUCAUUGCAACCAUAAAGUUAUGGACAAAGAUCGCGACAUGGUAUAUAAGAACAUCUCUGACAUAUAUUAA